Messenger RNA from Cebus imitator (Panamanian white-faced capuchin), 1607 nucleotides. RefSeq names its product ADP ribosylation factor like GTPase 14 effector protein like (gene ARL14EPL). Lineage: Eukaryota; Metazoa; Chordata; Mammalia; Primates; Cebidae. The record is from RefSeq and is a predicted model, not a curated record. The coding region runs from base 189 to 647 and encodes 152 amino acids. The transcript is spliced from 5 exons.
UUGAAGUUGAGCAUGUUCUAUAGUCUGAAUGAUCCUGAGCUGGGAACUGUUGUUUCUCAUCAGCAUCAUCAAUGGAGAUGGUGGCAAGUGUGUGUAAAGAAGAAAGAAUGGAGUUCUAAAAACUCAGAGUCUUCUUAAUCCACCUUAAGAGAGGUCUGUGGUGCUAAGGAUGGUCAAAGUAAUCAAAAAUGAGUGAACAAUCAGAGAAAAACAAUUCCGUUCAAGAGGGACACACAGCUCAUAAUUUUCCUGAGAAGAACUGUCAAAUUGGACAGAAACAACUGCAACAAAUAGAGCGUCAGUUAAAAUGCUUGGCAUUUCAAAACCCUGGACCACAGGUAGCAGACUUUAAUCCUGAAACAAGGCAGCAGAAAAAGCAAGCCCGGAUGUCAAAGAUGAAUGAGUACUUUUCUACAACAUACAAAGUAAUGAGGAAGUACAACAAAAGUGGCAGGCUCAUCUGUAAUGACGUUGACCUGUGCGAUUGUCUAGAGAAAAACUGCCUGGGCUGCUUCUACCCAUGCCCCAAGUGUAACUCCAACAAGUGUGGGCCUGAGUGCCGCUGCAACCGACGUUGGGUUUACGAUGCCAUUGUCACUGAGUCUGGAGAGGUCAUCAGCUCACUGCCAUUUAAUGUUCCUGACUAAGUGCUCUUGCAGAUGGACUGAUUUGUUUCUUCUUACAUGUUUAAGUCGACCUCUUUCUCUUGGGUGAAUUUUAGGGCUUGGGGGAAAUAUUGAAAAAACAUACUGAAGACUCAUGUUCUGUCAAGCCCCAGAACAAUGUAGAAUGGGCAUUAGUUCUGUAACCUUCUUACCUGUGUCAGCAAUUUUCAAGUUCCUUAACUUGCAACCAAAAAAUGUGACAACUGAGGGAUCAGCAUUUCUCAUCAGCACCCUCAUCUCUACUUUGCCUUCCAAUUAAAACUCUUCCUCUUUCCUGAUAUCUGAGAAAAUGUAGCUUUAAGAGUUAACUCUAUAGCCGAGAGCUUUUCUUACACAGAACACAGAAUCUUAAAUUUAUAAUAUCUAGUUAUCCUUAGAAUCUUAUGUAUCACUAGUUGUAAACCACAAUUGCCAUUUGGAUUAAAAAAAAAAAAAAAAAAAACCCUUGUGACUUUGCACUGCAUACCCAUAGCUUCUUUAUUUUUCAUGUUUUAAUAUCAUUAAAAUGAAAUUUAAUGCUUGGCAGUAUUUGUAAUCAUUAAAAAUUUGUAUUGUAUUUGUAAGAUUGAGAAGUUAGGAAUCUCAUAUCCUAAAAGCCAGGAAUUUACAUAUUUUUGUUUUCAGGAACAGUAUUUCAGGAUUUUUUUUUCAUAGAGAGGAAACUUAAAUUCCACAAAAAUGAUUUAUGUAUGUUUGUUAAUUGAGUAUAUUGAUAAGCAAUUGACUAGAUACCUGAUAUGGUGUUUUCAAUUCUGAUACGUUGUUAGAGGUAUAAAAAAAGUUGAAUUCAGCUUUCUUUGAAGUUAUGUUUUUAUAACAGUCUUUUUUAACCCUAAGUCAGUGGCUCUCAUUCAUGAGAAUUUCCUGGAGGACUUGUCAAAACAUAGGUUUUUGGCCAGGCCAUAGCUCACGCCUGUAAUCCCAGCACUUUGGAAGGCUGAG